ACGAAACAUUCCACAUUUUUAAAAAUCAUUAAUAGAUUCCGUUUCGUUUUAUAUUGUGACUUUCAAAAUUUCGACAAAAUGGCUGAACAAGUAAGGUCAGAAGAUGUUCUUGGACAAAAAUGGGAUCGCUGCAUCUCGGAUUCGGCAAUAAAAACUGCAAGUGGUCUUGGUUUAGGAAUCGUCUUUUCAGUUGUAUUCUUUAAAAGGAGACCAUGGCCAGUAGCUUUCGGAGCAGGUAUAGGUUUAGGUAUGGCGUAUGCUAAUUGUCAACAUGAUUUCCAGAAUCCAUUUUUAUUACAUGGAAAAAAAGUAAAGGUUGAUAAACAAUCCGACAAUAAAGGGAGCUAACCAAGUUGUGACUAUAUUUAAACAGUGCUAUACAUGUAUAUAAUAAACUGUGAUGUGUGAUAAAAGCUGAUAGAAUGAUGAGAGUGACUAGAGACAUACAAACAAUAAUUUCUAUAUUAAUGCUAUUAGGAGCAAUCUCUUUUUUAUUAUUGGCAACCAGUGGCAUAUGCAGGACAAAGUUAUUAAAUAAAUUGAUAUUAAAGGAAUGAUAUAGGGGGGUGGAGGCAUGCAAUAUUAUUUUGAUUUAUUAUCUGGUACUAUUUAAUGAUUUAAAGGUGGUAGGAGGUCAAGGCCAAAUGAUUUCCCUGCUAAAUAAGCCACUGUUGGUAUUAAGAGAAGGAACACAGACAAAAUCAGGAAAUCAUUUUAGGUAGGGGUCAGAGUCAGACCGUCUUAUAUUUAAUAGAUGCGAGUGGUAAAUGGGCAUAGUAAUUAGUCAGUAAUGUCACUGGACAGAUAAUUUAUAAGUGGAAAAAUAUGUGUCACUCCCAGGUUUAUUUUUGAAUAACUUUUUAUUUCAUGGUUCAUUAUUCCAUGCUACUAUUCAUCAGUAUAUUGAUUGCAAUUUAUUGUGAAAUUUAUAAACUUACGAAAUAGACUGUAAAAGAAAUUAGCUACAAUGACAAUAUUUAGGUUUAUUUUCAAAGAAAUAAAUUAUUAUAUGAUAAACAC
Molecule: messenger RNA, 1020 nt
Organism: Patella vulgata (common limpet)
Lineage: Eukaryota; Metazoa; Mollusca; Gastropoda; Patellidae
Product: MICOS complex subunit Mic10
Exons: 4
Coding region: 79-348 (89 amino acids)
Cellular component (GO): MICOS complex; mitochondrial inner membrane; mitochondrion
Source: RefSeq, a predicted model, not a curated record